Engraulis encrasicolus (European anchovy) is the source of this 1891-nucleotide messenger RNA. RefSeq names its product gap junction protein, alpha 11 (gene gja11). NCBI's taxonomy places the organism in Eukaryota, Metazoa, Chordata, Actinopteri, Clupeiformes, Engraulidae. Gene Ontology annotation, biological process: cell-cell signaling. The transcript is spliced from 4 exons. Gene Ontology annotation, cellular component: connexin complex. The coding region runs from base 225 to 1133 and encodes 302 amino acids. The record is from RefSeq and is a predicted model, not a curated record. Gene Ontology annotation, molecular function: gap junction channel activity.
GUCCUUGUUCCUCAGAGGGGGAACAAUCUCCCAGACGCAGCAAGACCAGGCACAUCUCUCUCAACCUCCAAGAAGCAACUGGCCUGGCACCCAGGCAAGAGCAGUAGGCAAUAGUUUGUCCCAAACAUCCUUGAGGUCUUGUUGCCACGUUGAGCCAGCCGGAACCCAGACCUGUAUUCUACUUUUCUCCCUCUGUCUCCUCCAAAAUUCAACCCUCAGUGAAAAUGGGUGAGUGGGACCUGCUCGGCCGGCUGCUGGACAAAGUGCAGUCCCAUUCCACCGUCAUCGGCAAGAUCUGGCUGAGCGUGCUGUUCGUCUUCCGCAUCCUGGUGCUGGGCACCGGCGCGGAGAACGUGUGGGGCGAUGAGCAGUCGGACUUUGUGUGCAACACCGAGCAGCCGGGCUGCGAGAACGUGUGCUACGACGACGCGUUCCCCAUCUCGCACGUGCGCUACUGGACGCUGCAGAUCCUGAUGGUGUCCACGCCCACGCUGGUCUACCUCGGCCACGUGGUCCACGUGGUGCACGGCGAGAAGAAGGUGCGCGCCCGCAUGAGCAAGCGGCUGUCCGACCAGCAGGUCGAGCAGUUCCUGCUGAAGAGCUACAAGGUGCCCAAGUACAGCCAGGAUGACGGGAAGGUGAGCAUCCGCGGACGGCUGCUCCGGAGCUACAUCAUCAGCCUGUUCUUCAAGAUCCUGCUGGAGGUGGGCUUCAUCGCGGGCCAGUACUACCUCUACGGCUUCACCCUGCAGGCCCGCUACGUCUGCAGCAAGUUCCCCUGCCCGCACAAGGUAGACUGCUUCCUGUCCAGGCCCACGGAGAAGUCGGUGUUCAUCUGGUUCAUGCUGGUGGUGGCCUGCGUCUCGCUGCUCCUGAACGUGGUGGAGAUGGGCUACCUGACCGUCAAGAAGGUCAAGGAGUGUCUGAACCGCCGGCAGGACUACACAGUCACGCCGGUCACGCCCGUAAUGCUGCAGCCGGACCUCAAGGCCAAGGAGCAGCAGGCCAUCGACAACUGGCUGAACAGGGAGGCGGAGCUGCACAAGAAGAAAGAGAAGAAGGAGCAGGUGACGAGGAGCACGGUGUCAGAGGACCACCACAGCAGCACCGCCAUGGAGGAGGUGCACAUCUGACGUGAUGUUUUGGCUUUGAAGCCAACGACUGUAUAUUAGUAUAGAGUGCUCACCAAGGUUCCAUCAUAUUCAGUAAGACGCUGUUUACACGUAUAUGGUCUCGGCCUCUCAUUUACACAUAAACAAAUUUUAGAAAUCUUCAUUACAAUCUCAGGUUUUAAAAAAUAUUCCCUUUAGCGGGCUAAAAUGCACCUGUCCACAUGCAGUGUUUAUAUGUAAACAGAUUUUUUUUUUUAAAUCUGCAUAAAAAAAUAUCCAUAUUCUUUUUAAUAUAAGUGUAAACGGUGUCUUAAACAGAUUUGCAUUUUCUUUGAAGCAUCAAUUUUACAUCUGAAAAGCAAAUUAUGGUUAUAAUUGCUAAUCAGAAUCAUAUGAAGGUACAGUUGGCCUACUCAAUAUCAGGGUGGGACAUAGUAUCAAAUGGUCGGUGUCCUUAAAACGUACAGUAACUGUGUGAGCCAGCCAGCCAUCCAGGGCAGCCUUUGUAAACACCAAAGGCUCCCAUGCCUGCACCCGGGUCAGUGUAAACAAUGUCUGAGAGAGGUCGCGUGCCUGACUCGAGUGUUUGAACACAUGUCCACAGGCUCAUGUCUCUGCUAGUGGCACUUGAGAGUAUUGUUAACACAAGCUGUUGUUUCAUCUUUUGCAGGUGGCAUAAAAGUAGUCAUUGCUGUCUUUGAGUCCUUGUUUACUAAUCAGCGGGCAUGUUUGGGUGGUUCAACAAUGUUGUAAUUUUUAAAAUAAAAAAAACAUAAUUU